UAUGUACACCCCUUUCCAAUGCUACGAUGUGGGCAAGAUCAUUCUCUAGUUUUCUUGUACUAAAAAUACGCUUUUAUUUUUCUGGCCUUCAAACAAGGCUUCACAAACUAGGAAAGCUCUUGAGAAUAUGUCAUAGCAAAGGUAUGUUACCUUAAUAUAUGCUCCAUUUACUUUAGCAAUGCUUUAAACUUUAGAGAAGAAGACGUUUUAUCUCUCUUUUUCCUAAUUUUGCACAAUGCUUUCUAAAUAAUCAAAAACAUCUCCCUACGAUUGUGGGCACAGGCCUUAGACGAAGUGGAAGGAAGAGGACGUCUCAUAGGAUGAUUUUAUGAAAUUGAUUGGCUGUUGUUUUGUGAUAAUGCAGAUAUCAGGCACUCCCAAUCCUUAAAGUUAGUCUAAAACUUGUAUUGAAUUUUUACUAAUAUUUUUGAAUAGAUUCUCCUUGA
Paramecium octaurelia is the source of this 446-nucleotide messenger RNA. Lineage: Eukaryota; Ciliophora; Oligohymenophorea; Peniculida; Parameciidae. The record is from the annotation of a GenBank genome assembly.